This is a messenger RNA of Theileria annulata, 945 nucleotides long. RefSeq lists its product as uncharacterized. Bases 1 to 945 code for a protein of 314 amino acids. The record is from RefSeq and is a predicted model, not a curated record. NCBI's taxonomy places the organism in Eukaryota, Apicomplexa, Aconoidasida, Piroplasmida, Theileriidae. The transcript has 2 exons. Gene Ontology annotation, cellular component: transcription elongation factor complex. Gene Ontology annotation, molecular function: RNA polymerase II complex binding. Gene Ontology annotation, biological process: transcription elongation by RNA polymerase II.
AUGGGAAAGAGAAAAACAAAGAAAAUUAAGCCUUCUAAGUCCUCACUGGCACUAAAGAAUAGAAAUAAACCGCUCAGAGAAUUCCAUUGCCACUACUGCCAAAACGACAAAUCCGUGUGGAUAAGAAUUUCUAAAUCAACUGCAACGGCAAACUUAAAGUGUAGAAUAUGUGGAAUCGAGUCUUCCUUCCCAGUAACUAGUUUGGACGAGCCAAUCGAUGUCUAUUCGAUCUGGGUUGAUUCAAGCAGGCAGUCAUUAUCAACAUCACAAGGUAAUCUGAGAGAUAGACCAAGGAAAGUGGCACAACCCGAAGAUGCACUAGACGAAGAAGACAAGACUGUCGAACGAGACUUGGACGCUAAUUAUGGAGUUGAAAACGAAGAAGAAGAACUAGAAGAAAAUUAUGGACAGCUAAAUUAUACAUUAGGAGACUCAGUAUCUACUAAUACUCAAAUUAACAAUUCUUAUGGAGAUACUAUUAACCCUCAAAAUCCAACCAGUUUGCUGAAUUCUGAUAGAAAUACUGUAAAUAAGCGUAGAGAAGUGUAUUACAUGGAUACACAGUAUUAUAAAGCAAGUGACCCUGAGCCCAUAAAUUUGACAGGAAGUGAAUUUGUAAAUUUAAAUGAAUCAGAAUCUAUAAAUUUAACUCCACUAGAAACUGUAAAUGUAGUAAAUAAAAAUGGAUCAGGUAAUUUUAGUACAUUAGAAUACGAAAAUGAGGACGUUAACUACCAAUUCGUGGAUAUCGCUAGAAGCAGACCUCGACGUGUAAUACAAGUGGAUGAAUCCUACAGCUACGAUGCCACUAGUAAUAUGGAUAACGCCUUAGGAUAUGGAGGAGUAUACGGAGAUAAUGAAUAUAGGGAAGAUAAAAAUGAAAAUCAUAGAAAUUUUGAAAAAGCUGACUCCUCGAUGCACAACCUUUUCUCAGACGACCAUUAA